GUAAAGAAAAAAAUAUAUAAAAAUAUAAAGAUAAAAAAAUAAGAGAGUGUGGAAGAGUAGAGAGAGAGAGAGUAGAGAUGGAGAGUAAGUUCCCAAUCAUCAACAUGGAGAAGCUCGAGGGAGAGGAGAGGGCUCAAGCCAUGGAGUUGCUUCGUGAUGCGUGCGAGAACUGGGGUUUCUUUGAGAUUCUGAACCACGGUAUCACGCGGGAGAUGAUGGACGAGGUGGAGAGGCUGACGAAGGAUCACUACCGGAGAAGCCGCGAGCAGCGGUUCGAGGAGUUUGCGAACAAAGCGCUCGAGGACGGCACCAACGGAGUCGACGUCUCCAGUAACUUGGACUGGGAGAGCACCUUCUUCGUCCGCCACCUCCCCGUCUCCAACAUCUCCGAACUUUCCGAUCUUAAUGACCACUACAGGAACGUGAUGAAGGAAUUCGCGGUGGAGCUGGAGAAGCUGGCGGAGCGGCUCCUCGACCUGCUGUGCGAGAAUCUGGGGCUCGAGAAGGGGUACCUGAAGAAGGCCUUCUGCGGGUCGAACGGCCCGACCUUCGGCACGAAGGUGAGCAGCUACCCGCCGUGCCCGCGCCCCGACCUGAUCAAGGGCCUCCGCGCCCACACCGACGCCGGUGGCAUCAUCCUCCUCUUCCAGGACGACCGCGUCAGCGGUCUCCAGCUCCUCAAGGACGGCGAGUGGGUCGACGUGCCCCCGACCCCGUACUCUAUCGUCGUCAACCUCGGAGACCAGCUCGAGGUGAUCACCAACGGCAGUUACAAGAGCGUAAUGCACCGCGUGGUGGCCCAGACCGACGGCAACCGGAUGUCGAUCGCGUCAUUCUACAACCCCGGGAGCGACGCCGUGAUCUUCCCGGCGCCCGACCUGGUAGAGAAGGCGGCGGCAGAGAAGGACGAGGUGUAUCCGAAAUUCGUGUUCGAGGAUUACAUGAAUUUGUACGUCAGGCAGAAGUUCCAGGCGAAGGAGCCCCGAUUCGAGGCCAUGAAAGCCGUCGCUGCGCCGCCGAUCGCAACCCAGUAGAGAGCUCCAUGCAUGAACCUUAAAGCAAGGCUGAAUCACUAGUGCUAUAUAUAUUUAUAUACAUAUAUGUAUUUGUUGUAAUUUUCAUGGUGAUUAUUAUUAUUAUUAUUAGUAUGCGUUUGUAAUUAGAGCAUUUAGGUAACCCUAAGUAAGGGGUAAUUAGUAGGCAUGUUUGUUUUGAGAAGGUACGUUGAGGGGUCUAUGUGGGGUAGAGUAAUAGUGGUGGACUAAGCUUAGGUGUAACCUUGUGUGUAAUCUAUUGAGAAGCAGGCGUCCUGUGGUAAGAUUACACAUUGUUUUAGUACUGCUACGAGUAUUUAUAAUAUUACCUCAUAUUAUUAUUUUUA
Molecule: messenger RNA, 1381 nt
Organism: Ananas comosus (pineapple)
Lineage: Eukaryota; Viridiplantae; Streptophyta; Magnoliopsida; Poales; Bromeliaceae
Product: 1-aminocyclopropane-1-carboxylate oxidase 2-like
Exons: 4
Coding region: 78-1034 (318 amino acids)
Source: RefSeq, a predicted model, not a curated record